GCGAGUGGAUCAGUGCUCUGCGUGCUUCUCACCUGAUCUGCGUGGAUAACACCAUUCACCUGUAUCGAAACGCAUCGCGUUGCGCUUUGGAGGCAAAAUGCGGCGCGUUUUCAUGCGCCGAUUGGACACGGGAAACUAUCACAGUUAGUUUGGAUCCAGGCUCGGGCUCUGGGGUCCCUGAUGUCUCCAUCCGACGCCCCGCAGCUGCUUUCCUUCACAUGACAAACGCGCAGCAGCAGCAGCAGCAUCACAGGAUCGCGCGUCGCGUUGCGCACAGUGAGCCGCGCGGCGCGUCAGCUGGACACUGAAGAUCUGGGCACUUGCGCGCUCGCUCCGUUUGGAUCAAGUGGAUAAAAUGCUUUGAAUGGAUACGGGAUCGGCAUAUUUGAGGAUAGUCAGUGCGUCUCUUGGAUCUGUAAAUGUUUCCUGAUUUACUGGGAAUUUGGCUUUUCUCUGAAGCGCUGGUCUGCAUGGGCCACAUUUAAGCUUCCCUCAAAGGAACUGGGUCUAAAAUGAAGUUAUGGGACAUUAUAGCCACGUGUUUGUUGCUCCUGACCUCCGUUUCCACACGUCCCCUCUUCCGCAAGCUGCAGCCGUCCAAAAGAGCCGACGGUGAGACCCCCGCUCUGGACCCCAUCAUAGACUCUCGACCUGAAACCACAGACCUUAAACAAGCCUUCAUGGAAGAACAAUAUGAUGCAAACAGUCUUUACCCGGAGCAGUUCGAGGAUGUCAUGGACUUCAUCCAAGCGACUAUCGGCCGAUUGCGGCGCUCCCCGGACACAGACGGAGGGUCUCAAGGGAAGAAGGACAGAGGGCGUCAGCGAGGAGCGGAGAGGAGCACCCGGGGUCGAGGAGACAAAAAGAAGAGUCGUGGACGAGGCGGCGGCCGAGGGGGGAAGGAAAGUCGAGACGAGAGGGUCAAAGGUCCCGGGCGUGGAUGCCUGCUGAAAGAGAUCCACCUCAAUGUGACUGAUCUGGGCCUGGGCUACAGCACCAAAGAGGAGUUGUUAUUUCGCUACUGUAGCGGACCCUGUUAUGACUCGGAGACCAAUUACGACAAGAUCUUGAACAACCUCACCCACAACAAGAAGCUGGACAAAGAUACGCCCUCUAGGACUUGCUGUCGGCCGAUUGCGUUCGACGACGACAUCUCGUUCUUGGACGACAGCUUGGAGUAUCACACACUAAAGAAACAUUCCGCUAAAAAGUGCGCUUGCGUCUGACCCGCCGACCGAGCGGACUACAGCGAGAGUCAGGGUAUCGAGACGCUUUCGUGUUGGACCGGCUAGGAAACAAAGACGACGGAGUGAGGUUCGAGAGAUCUGUGAUGUAUUGUAGAACUGGCCUCCAGCCGAUCAGUGUUCAUGAUACCAAAUCGCAAGAUGUCCCCUAAAAUGACGGCUUAUAGAUAAAGUAAAUCGAGAGUAAUUUACACAAACAAAAUUUGAAACUUGGAUUUUUACGUUACGCUGUAAAUGAACGAGCGGUCACCUCAAACCCUGUGGACGGACACAAAUACAUCCACAACAACAGACUUCAGAUCUUUAAUAUCCAGAAAGUUAUCUAUAUAUAUAUAUAUAUAUAUAUAUAUAGUAUAUAUGAAAAUGUAUUUAUUGAGAUUUAAUUAAGUUAUUGUUAUUUAUUGCAAUCCAUUGUAUAAGAGUGUUUGUUUUUUCUUAUUUAUUUUAGGAAGUUAUUUGGUUCUCUGUCUUGGAUGGUGCCAAAUUGUAGCAUGUGUUUCUAAAGUCAACCAGUUCACCCAAACAUCGACACUAAAAAAAUGCUGGUUGUUUUAUCAUAAAAUAUGGACCAACCCAACGCAUGGUUUAAAGUUACCUAGAAUGUCAUUUUUUUGACGCAGCCAUGCGUUUAAACAACCCAAUACAGGUUAAUUCAUACCCAACAUUUCACUGUAAAAAAAAAAAGUAUAUUAGACGUUUAUAGAUUUUUCAAGUAUAUUGUAAACAACGGUAAUUUUACCGAAUGUAAAAACAUCAAAUUUCAUAACAAAAUAAAUUUAAUUGAAAACGUAAAACGGCAUUUUCCUGGCACCCCAGCUGCCAGACACUUUUGGUUUUCCUUGGAUUUUCGUACAAUGUUUGGUUUGUCCAUAUUUUACCCAGCAGUGCGUAAAACAACCCGCAUUUUCCCUCACGUUGAUUUUCUUUCGUCUGUGCAACACAAUGGCAUCUCAUUUUUGAGCAGAAUAUCUAAACUGCUGUUUCGAAUCCAAUGACAGCGGACGGUGAUUCAUACCGCCAAACCCUGUGUAUUCUGAUGUCAUGUGCUUUGUGAAGAAAACACAAAAAAUGUACCAAUAAUCUGUCCAUCUGCCAGACGUCAUGCUUGAUUGAACAUCAUCGCUACUUCAGGUUUGUGACCAAAUAAGAUCAGAGCCCGGCUUAGAGGAAGAUCAAGAUUAAAUUUCAUUCCGUUCUGUGACUACAAAAGAUGUGAAAUAUUGGUGGUUCAUGUAGACUACCUUGAUAGUACCUGAAGCUUGGCGGUAUGAAUCGCUUUCCAUGCACAGAAACAUUGUAAGAUGUCCUUAUGUCACAGAAGAAAGCUAAAAUGUAGUCGGGUACGUAACUGAUAAAUGUUCGCUUUUGGCUGAAAAGCAGAUCACGCCUUUAUGCUUUAUGUCUCUGGCUCCAGCAUCGCCCUUUCUUUAAAAACAACACAAGAUCAUAAGCAAGGCAGAAUGAUUUUACAGCAAGAAAUAAGUGGACCAACUAAUACGCCACAAAAUAAAGAGCCGAUGUUGUGCAAAAGUUCCAUCGCUUAAAGAAUUCAUUACAAAAAAUAUACAAAAGCCAGCGAGAGCCCAAUUGUUUUCCCAGACGGUUUUUGGUGGUUGUUACAGGAACUCAAAUGGCUCGUCUCCAAUUAUCUCUUUAAAAUACAGCCUGGCCCGACGUGUUUAUAUCUCACUGUAAUGAAGCCAGACAGAAACACGGGCACGCUACAGGCCGUCCCUACCGUUUGAUCAGAGUAAAUGAUGUUGCGUUUGACCUUUCAUACCCGUUGACCAGUUGGAGAGCGUCUGGUAACUUGGAAUUAUCGCCGAGGUCACAAAGCCCCCCACAGAUUUCACCCAUUAAUCUGCACAAAUGAAAUGUAAAACGGCAAGACUCCCCAUCGUUUAAGACCAAUUAUAUCAAAUCUGCUUUGUCUACUCUUUAACGGCAUUAGGAAACUUCUGCACAAUCCAUGACCAGGCCUGUUCUCCUGGAGUCGGCUGGAGAUAGUAAACACACGCUCAGAAACAGGUCAAUUCAUCCAAACAUUAGAGUAAGAAGACAUUAGAGCCGAGAGAUAAACACACCUUUAUGAUGCCGUGUAUUACCAUCCGCAAGACACAGAGCCCGAUUAUGUGGUAAUCCCCCAGCGCACACUGAACAAAUCCACCCGUUUCUAAAGUAUUUAGGCCAACCUUUGAUAAGCAUGAGCUACCUCCAUUUACCAGAACAUCCUUUAUGGCUUUUGCAUUACAGAUACAACGUGCAAAAGCUGUGACACACACUCCUGUUCUCUGAUGUAUGACCCAAGUGUACAUGACCUGGGCUUGCAAGUUACGUUUAUGGUUUCCCGGCUAGAAAUGUUAGAGUUCAGAUGUGAGCAUCGGAUCUUGUUCUGCAGUGUUUGUUGGUCCUGUGUUGUUUCGUGUUA
Messenger RNA from Triplophysa dalaica, 3672 nucleotides. It is a transcript of the gene gdnfa, whose product is annotated as glial cell derived neurotrophic factor a. The record is from RefSeq and is a predicted model, not a curated record. The transcript has 3 exons. The coding region runs from base 513 to 1226 and encodes 237 amino acids. NCBI's taxonomy places the organism in Eukaryota, Metazoa, Chordata, Actinopteri, Cypriniformes, Nemacheilidae. Gene Ontology annotation, molecular function: growth factor activity; glial cell-derived neurotrophic factor receptor binding; receptor tyrosine kinase binding. Gene Ontology annotation, biological process: peripheral nervous system development; negative regulation of neuron apoptotic process; positive regulation of branching involved in ureteric bud morphogenesis.